AUGGCCCGCGAGCCGGAGGAAGAGGAGACGGUGGGGACUGCAGCCCUGGCCCUCCGCUGUCCGGGCUCGCCUGGUUGGGCCGGGGCCGGGGCUGGGGCGACCCGGCCGCCGCUCUGGCUGCUCUGCCUGCUUUCGUGCUGGCUCCUGGGCGCUGUGGCCAACGCCGACUUCUCCAUCCUGGACGAAGCUCAAGUACUGGCGAGUCAGAUGCGGAGGCUAGCGGCCGAAGAAUUGGGGGUCGUCACCAUGCAGCGGAUAUUCAACUCCUUUGUUUACACUGAGAAGAUCUCAAAUGGAGAAAGUGAAGUACAGCAGCUAGCCAAAAAAAUCCGUGAGAAGUUCAACCGGUAUUUGGAUGUGGUGAACCGAAACAAGCAAGUUGUGGAAGCAUCCUAUACAGCUCACCUAACCUCCCCGCUGACUGCGAUUCAGGACUGCUGCACUCUUCCGCCUUCCAUGAUGGAAUUUGAUGGGAACUUUAAUACCAAUGUAUCUAGAACAAUCAGUUGUGAUCGACUUUCCACCACUGUUAAUAGUCGAGCCUUCAAUCCAGGACGAGACUUAAAUUCAGUUCUUGCAGACAACCUGAAAUCCAACCCUGGAAUUAAGUGGCAGUAUUUCAGUUCAGAAGAAGGAAUUUUCACUGUUUUCCCAGCACACAAGUUCCGGUGUAAGGGCACCUAUGAACAUCGCAGUAGACCCAUCUACGUCUCUACUGUACGGCCACAGUCCAAGCACAUCGUCGUGAUCCUGGACCAUGGGGCUUCAGUCACAGACACCCAGCUUCAGAUCGCCAAGGACGCUGCUCAGGUCAUCCUCAGCGCCAUCGAUGAACAUGAUAAGAUUUCUGUCUUAACUGUGGCAGACACUGUCAGGACUUGCUCACUAGACCAGUGCUACAAGACCUUCCUGUCUCCAGCCACCAGUGAGACGAAAAGGAAAAUGUCCACCUUCGUCAGCAGCGUCAAAGCUUCAGACAGUCCCACACAGCACGCAUCAGGGUUUCAAAAGGCAUUCCAGCUGAUUCGAAGCACAAACAAUAACACAAAAUUCCAAGCAAAUACAGACUUGGUCAUCAUUUACCUGUCAGCUGGCAUUACAUCAAAGGACUCUUCGGAAGAAGAUAAAAAGGCAACUCUUCGUGUCAUCAAUGAAGAAAAUAGCUUUCUGAACAACUCCGUAAUGAUUCUCACCUAUGCCCUCAUGAACGAUGGGGUGACUGGUUUGAAAGAGCUGGCUUUUCUGAGGGACCUGGCUGAACAGAACUCUGGGAAGUACGGGGUGCCGGACCGGACCGCCCUACCCGUGAUUAAGGGCAGCAUGAUGGUGCUGAACCAGCUGAGCAAUCUGGAGACCACAGUUGGCAGGUUCUACACAAAYCUUCCCAACCGGAUGAUUGACGAAGCUGUCUUUAGCCUCCCCUUCUCUGAUGAGAUGGGAGAUGGUUUGAUCAUGACCGUGAGUAAACCAUGUUAUUUUGGAAACCUACUUCUGGGAAUUGUAGGCGUGGACGUGAAUCUGGCUUACAUUCUUGAAGACGUGACAUACUACCAAGAUUCUUUGGCUUCCUAUACUUUUCUCAUAGAUGACAAAGGGUAUACACUUAUGCAUCCGUCUCUCACUAGGCCAUAUUUACUCUCAGAACCCCCCCUUCAUACUGACAUUAUACAUUAUGAAAAUAUCCCCAAGUUUGAGUUGGUUCGGCAGAAUAUCCUAAGCCUCCCUCUGGGCAGCCAGAUUAUCGCAGUCCCUGUGAACUCAUCCCUGUCUUGGCACAUAAACAAGCUGAGAGAGACCGGGAAGGAGGCCUACAAUGUUAGCUACGCCUGGAAGAUGGUACAAGACACUUCCUUUAUUCUGUGUAUCGUGGUGAUUCAGCCGGAAAUACCUGUCAAACAACUGAAGAACCUCAACACCGUCCCCAGCAGCAAGCUGCUGUACCACCGGCUGGAUCUGCUGGGCCAGCCUAGUGCUUGUCUUCACUUCAAACAGCUGGCAACUCUAGAGAGUCCAACUGUCAUGCUGUCUGCUGGCAGCUUCUCCUCCCCCUACGAACACCUCAGCCAGCCAGAGACAAAGCGCAUGGUGGAGCAUUACACAGCCUAUCUCAGUGACAACACCCGCCUCAUUGCUAACCCGGGGCUCAAAUUCUCUGUCAGAAAUGAAGUAAUGGCUACCAGCCACGUCACAGAUGAAUGGAUGACACAAAUGGAAAUGAGUAGCCUGAACACUUACAUUGUCCGCCGUUACAUAGCAACGCCCAAUGGCGUCCUCAGAAUUUAUCCUGGUUCCCUCAUGGACAAAGCAUUUGAUCCCACUAGGAGACAGUGGUAUCUCCAUGCUGUAGCUAAUCCAGGAUUGAUUUCUUUGACUGGCCCUUACCUAGAUGUUGGAGGAGCUGGCUAUGUUGUGACCAUCAGUCACACAAUUCAUUCAUCCAGUACACAGCUGUCUUCCGGGCACACUGUGGCUGUGAUGGGCAUUGACUUUACACUUAGAUACUUCUACAAGGUUCUGAUGGACCUAUUACCAGUUUGUAACCAAGAUGGUGGCAACAAAAUAAGAUGCUUCAUAAUGGAGGACAGGGGUUAUCUGGUGGCACAUCCAACUCUCAUUGACCCCAAAGGACAUGCACCUGUGGAACAGCAGCACAUCACCCACAAGGAGCCCCUGGUAGCAAAUGAUAUCCUGAACCACCCCAACUUUGUAAAGAAAAACCUGUGCAACAGCUUUAGUGACCGAACAGUCCAGAGGUUUUAUAAGUUCAACACUAGCCUUGUGGGGGAUUUGACAAACCUUGUGCACGGCAGCCACUGUUCUAAAUACAGACUGGCGAGGAUCCCAGGAACCAAUGCAUUUGUUGGCAUUGUCAAUGAGACAUGCGACUCACUUGCCUUCUGUGCUUGCAGCAUGGUGGACCGACUCUGUCUCAACUGUCACCGAAUGGAACAAAAUGAAUGUGAAUGCCCUUGUGAGUGCCCCCUAGAGGUCAAUGAGUGUACUGGCAACCUCACCAAUGCAGAGAAUCGAAACCCAAGCUGUGAGGUCCACCAGGAGCCAGUAACAUACACAGCCAUUGAUCCUGGCCUACAAGAUUCCCUUCACCAGUGUGUCAACAGCAGGUGCAGUCAGAGGAUGGAAAGUGGGGACUGUUUUGGUGUACUGGAUUGUGAAUGGUGCAUGGUGGACAGUGACGGGAAGACCCACCUGGACAAAUCCUACUGUGCACCGCAGAAGGAAUGCUUUGGGGGCAUCGUGGGAGCCAAAAGUCCCUAUGUUGAUGACAUGGGAGCAAUAGGUGACGAGGUGAUAACCUUAAACAUGAUUAAGAGUGCACCUGUGGGUCCUGUGGCCGGAGGCAUCAUGGGCUGCAUCAUGGUGCUGGUCCUCGCUGUGUACGCCUACCGCCAUCAGAUUCAUCGCCGGAGUCACCAGCAUAUGUCUCCGCUUGCUGCCCAAGAAAUGUCAGUGCGUAUGUCCAACCUGGAGAAUGACAGAGAUGAAAGGGACGACGACAGCCAUGAGGACAGAGGCAUCAUCAGCAACACCCGCUUCAUAGCUGCCGUCAUUGAGAGACACGCGCACAGUCCAGAAAGGAGGCGUCGUUACUGGGGCCGGUCCGGAACUGAAAGUGAUCAUGGUUAUAGCACCAUGAGCCCACAGGAAGACAGCGAAAACCCUCCAUGCAACAACGACCCCCUGUCAGCCGGGGUGGAUGUGGGGAACCACGACGAGGACUUAGACCUGGACACGCCGCCCCAGACUGCAGCCCUACUAAGUCACAAGUUUCACCACUACCGCUCACACCACCCCACCUUGCACCACAGCCACCACUUACAGGCAGCCGUGACCGUACACACUGUCGAUGCAGAAUGCUAACAAUCUCCUCAGCUCUAAGAGAAGACGGGGUCUGGGAGAUACAGAAUGUUCUGGAAAGAAAAAAAAAAAGAGCCAGCAUAAAACCUACCAUCAGAGACCCUUUGUGUGUGUGUGUGCUUUGUCCAGAGUGGUUCAACUCACUGCCUGCCCAUCGGCAUGUUUAAAAACAGAGAAGCAACAACAAAAUCACCUUUGUGAGGACGCAAAGCUGGUUCCUAAACGGAGGGGGAGAGCCUGAUUAAUGAACCUGCCACGAUGCUAAUGGAAUGGAACAGACGGCAAACCUCCAAACACAGACGAAACGUGUCACUGAAGCUGAGCCAGAGGAAUGUUCCAGGGAGCCAGAAGCUUUCAGCUCUCCUUAACUGGAAGAGGAAAAUCUGCUCAACCAGAGACUGGGAACGUGGCACCUCCCGUCACCAGGGUGUGCUUUGAAGAUCGUGCUUUGUUUCUUAGCGGUACCUGGAUACCACGGUUGUUGUAUGGAACUUAAGUGAAGCUCUCUAAAUGAUGCAUCUCAGAAUUUCUAAGUAAAGGAUUAUUUUUCUACUAUUUAUUGAACUUUCAAACAUUCUCAGACUUUGGGGGAAAGCAAAGGAAAACACAUUGAGAAAUUUCCAGCGAUUGUCACUAGCUGUUGUGUGCGUGAUGAAGUGGUUCUUUGAUUAAGGAGAUAUAUCUCUUAUUUAACUCAGCAUCAUCCCACUGCCCCACUCCAAAAAAAAAAAAAUGGGAAAAUGAAGAAACCUUCUCUCUGACUUGUUUACGUCAUUUUGUGGAAAAGCAUCUUUAUUUGUAAUGCAGUAUUCUCUCUGUGUUUGACAGACGUGGGAAGGGGCAGAGAAACCCAAGCUGUUUUAAAAGAAAUUUUUAUGUUUCUUUAUAAUUCAUUUCCACUCCCCUGUACAAUACUUUUCUUAGGUUUCUACGAAAUCUAAUAUUACCAUUCCAGCCCUUCAGCUAAGGGAGGGUUGGAUUUAUUCUCCUUGUUUUAAAAAGACUAUAAAUUUUAAAAUGUCCCAUUUUUGACUCUGAGAAUAUUAAACACAUAAGGGAAGACAUUUUAAAAUUGUGAAAUUUUGGUUCUUAAGAUUUCUUUUGAAAUCAUAGUUAAAAGCUGCUGCCAGUUACCCAAGAACUUACCCACCAAACUGCUUUUGAUUUACACGGGGAUUAAUCAAAUCUGGCUACUAUGACAUGGGGCAUUGUAAUUUUAAAGUAGUGUUCGAAUUACAGUGAUGUAUUUUAGAUUCACGUUUUGUGAUUCAAAUAUGUUAUAAAGACAUUCUUGCACCGUGUGUGUGGUAAAUCUCCGUUUAUAUGUAGUUGGAAAAAUUCACUGAAUAGGGUAUUAUGAUAUAAUGUAAAAAAAAAAUUGGUUCUUCAGCAGUACAGAAAGUAAACUAUAUAUGUGCUAUCUGGAAACCCCUUCAUACUGUGUAUAAAAUUACAGUCUAGUGAAAUAAACUGUAUUCAA
This is a messenger RNA of Urocitellus parryii (Arctic ground squirrel), 5356 nucleotides long. RefSeq names its product cache domain containing 1 (gene Cachd1). NCBI's taxonomy places the organism in Eukaryota, Metazoa, Chordata, Mammalia, Rodentia, Sciuridae. Gene Ontology annotation, cellular component: voltage-gated calcium channel complex. The record is from RefSeq and is a predicted model, not a curated record. Gene Ontology annotation, molecular function: voltage-gated calcium channel activity.